Messenger RNA from Oldenlandia corymbosa var. corymbosa, 1502 nucleotides. The record is from the annotation of a GenBank genome assembly. NCBI's taxonomy places the organism in Eukaryota, Viridiplantae, Streptophyta, Magnoliopsida, Gentianales, Rubiaceae.
GUAAUGACACACGGAUAAGAAUUGUUGACCAAAACUGCUCUCAGUAUUGAAUUUUAGAACAAAUUCUUCUCCGUUGCUGGUUUUUCCCCAAUCUUAUUAGCUAAGAACCAGAUAACAUUGACAUUUGUCUAAUUUGAAUAAAUAAAUGAAAUAAAAUACUAAAAAUUAGUAUACUAUUAGAGCCACUUGCUUUAUUCUGUGCAUAACAAAAAGUAUAAAGCAAGCUAAAUACUAUUUACUCGGUCACUUUUAUUUCCCUUCACACUUUUGCAUUUCUUCUUCUUCCUCUUCCCAAUUCCCUUAAAUGGUAAUCUUGGUACAAAAGCUUGGCAGAUCCCUCAAGUUUCAUCACAGGCUGGAUAAUCAUAGCCAUCCCGCCAACAAUCAUGAUUCUGAAGAGGCCUUAAUGGCUUCAUUUCAGGCUUUUCAAUCCGAAGUAUCGAAAACUUUAGGCCAAAUCUUGGCAGAGGCUAAUAAGCUGGGAUCAAGUUUCCUGUCCCUGGAAUGGAUUCAACAAUGUUUGGAGAAGCUACCGAUGAUCGAAAGGGCUUUCGCUAAGUUAGCUGUGGAUUUAGAUUACCCAAUGAUCAAGUGGGAACAAUCAGCUUCUGAUGCAUAUCUUAAGUACAGCUUGAAUGUGAUGGAGUUGCUCAACAAGAUAAGCUCCUCUGUUUCACAUUUGAGCCAGGGCAGGGUUGGUUUGGCUCAUGGAUUAGGUCUCGUGAUAGCGAAUUCGCCUUCGCUGGCUCUGAAGAACCAUCUUCAGGGGAUCAAACCGAAAGAUCCUGGAAACGGAUUCAAAGUUGAGGGUGUAAAAACGGUGCAGCCUGAUGAAGAAGCUGAAGCUAAGGUCAUCUGUCAGAAGGAAUCAAUCAUUCAUGAAGCUUCAGGUAUUAUGAUCGGCAGCGCGUUACGCCUACUCGGGAUUAUGAUUUCAGGGUUAUGCAGUGAUGUAAAGCCAUAUCUUGAGGCAAGAAAUUUAGCUGGUAAACUGCAGGAGCCUUCAUUGCAGAGCCUUGAAUUCCUGCUUGAUCAAGAGAUCAAACAGAAAAAGAAUACUGUGAAGGAAGUGAAGGAGGUUAACGAUGCAGCUGCCGAGCUAGUUGCUGAAAUAGGCCGGGGCAAAGGCGAUCCUGCUGCUGAAAAACUCGGCCGGAAACUGGAGGUUCUGGAGAAAAUAUUGGAGAGGAUUGCGCAGCAAACAGACCGCAUGUUCUCAGAAGUUCUUGCAGCAAGGAGUAAAAUUCUGGACACCAUAAGGCACAAAUGACAGGAUAGAUUGUGUAAUAUAUAGUUUGUACAAAAAUCCAAAGAAGUUACGUUUGUACAGAUUCUUGUAAAAUUUCUGUAAAAUAUAUUUCAUACAAACGAAGGUUUGCAGUGAAUUUCUGUUAAGUUGUUCAAUCCUACGGUUUCACAAUGGACACUUUUGUCCUCUAAACCCAUCUAAAAUGUUCUGAUGAUAGCACUCAUUUUCGUUUAUUUACUAAAUUCUAGAGACA